Messenger RNA from Colletotrichum tamarilloi, 828 nucleotides. RefSeq lists its product as uncharacterized. The transcript has 3 exons. The coding region runs from base 1 to 828 and encodes 275 amino acids. Lineage: Eukaryota; Fungi; Ascomycota; Sordariomycetes; Glomerellales; Glomerellaceae. The record is from RefSeq and is a predicted model, not a curated record.
AUGGCUACCUUGAGCUGGGAUGCAGAAGGUGCAGAGCUGCGAGCCCGCACCAUCCCGUCCUUAACUGCACCGCUGAUGGUCCGCUGCACCCCUCCACCGUCGCCGGCACAGCACAGGCAAGUACUCCGUACCUACCUCGAGGAAGGCAGGUACUUCGUCAUCGCACCCGACCCUGCCUUCCUUGCAUUGGGUUGGGUCACUUGGCCAUUCACAUUGGGCGCCGGGCCUCUGUUCACUGAGACUGAGGUACUUCCCAGAUUCUCUCCGCCCAAUGAGUUGUCUCCAACUUCCCCCUCUUCCCCUCCACUCUGGCACAUUACCUCACUCUAUAGCCGUACUCCGCACCUAAGGUACCUACUGAGUGUACACUACCAUAGACUCCCCCUCCCAAUUCCAGACCUCUAUCCUUUGAACCCCGCCGAAAACUCUCCCAUGUCCCAUCUGAUACCUAAGUAUGAAGCAGCACAUGGCGGGCAUGAAAAGAAUGGCAUCAUCUACCUUACCUUGGCUCACCUUGCCUUACUGUAUGCCUUGGGCACCGUAGGUCAUGCGCCCGGCAUGCACGGCCCAUACCCAGUAGCCGGCUCCAUCAAAAGUUGUUCCAAGGCUGAUGCCCUGAGAACUCAGCACAGCGAUAAUCCCCUCACUGCUCCUAGCCCAACCCGACGGGUCGACCAGCUUGUCAACUGGGAUAGCGCUGUCCGGAGCAAAUGCCCCGACCUAGAGCCAUUUGUGACCCCAUCUUGCACUGCACUGCAAUUUGAGCGGUCAAAGACUUGUCCCGACCACUCAGUGGGGCUGACUUGGAGUUGGACAGUACCUAACUAG